Molecule: messenger RNA, 2707 nt
Organism: Bubalus bubalis (water buffalo)
Lineage: Eukaryota; Metazoa; Chordata; Mammalia; Artiodactyla; Bovidae
Gene: APBB1IP
Product: amyloid beta precursor protein binding family B member 1 interacting protein
Exons: 16
Coding region: 461-2401 (646 amino acids)
Biological process (GO): signal transduction
Cellular component (GO): cytosol; plasma membrane
Source: RefSeq, a predicted model, not a curated record
CCAAAAGGGCUGAAGUCGACACUUACGAACACCGCUGCAAAAGAAACCGGCUUCUGGGGCUUUGGUGGAACCGCCGUUUGGGCCCCAAUCCCUUGGCCGGUAAUAGAAACACCGAGGCGACAAUCCAGAGAACGCCUCCGAGAGGGGAGGGCCCGCGACGCAGGCGCCCUCCUCGCACCUCCAUGCGGAGCCGCGCGCCGAGCGCCCCACGUCUGCGCGCCGCGAGGGCCGGGCCGGGCUGACACCACUUCCUCCCCAGCCGCCGACCCGAGCCGGGGCGCAGCCCGCGCUUCGCGAAGCCUCCCGGCCGCCGCCCCGAAGCUGCCCCGCGCACGAGUCUCCGCCAAGUGCCCGCGCGCCCCGAGCAGCCGUCGAGGUGCUAAUACAUGAACUGUUAUCCAUUGAGUUCCAAUAGUUGAACUGUUAUCCAACCGUAGCACUGUGCCAGCUACUGGGAGAGAUGGGUGAGUCAAACGAAGAUAUAGACCAAAUGUUCAGCAAUUUGCUGGGAGAGAUGGAUCUCCUGACUCAGAGUUUAGGAGUCGACAUUCUCCCUCCUCCAGAUCCUAAACCGCCCAGAGCUGAAUUUAACUACAGUGUGGGGUUUAAGGAUUUAAAUGAGUCCUUAAAUGCACUGGAAGACCAAGAUUUAGAUGCUCUCAUGGCAGAUCUGGUAGCAGACAUAAGUGAAGCUGAGCAGAGGACAAUCCAGGCCCAGAAAGAGUCCCCUCAGAAGCAGCCUCCUUUAGCAUCCCUGUGUGUGCCAAGUUUCAGUGAUACAGCCUCUCUUGGUUAUGGAGCAAAUGUUGCUGCACCGAGUCAGUAUGAUGAUGACUUACCACCUCCACCAGCUGAUCCAGUGUUAGACCUUCCGCUGCCACCACCCCCUCCAGGACCCAUCUCUCAGGAAGAAGAAGAAGCUCAAGCCAAGGCUGAUAAAAUAAAACUGGCAUUGGAAAAACUGAAGGAGGCCAAGGUCAAGAAGCUUGUUGUCAAGAUACUUAUGAAUGAUAACAGCUCGAAGUCACUGAUGGUGGAUGAGCGGCAGUUAGCCCGAGAUGUUCUCGACAACCUUUUUGAGAAAACCCACUGUGACUGUAACGUGGAUUGGUGUCUUUAUGAAAUAUAUCCAGAGCUGCAAAUCGAAAGGUUUUUUGAAGACCAUGAAAAUGUUGUUGAAAUCUUAUCAGACUGGACAAGAGACACAGAAAAUAAACUGUUAUUUUUGGAGAAAGAGGAAAAGUAUGCUGUAUUUAAAAACCCCCAGAAUUUUUACCUGGAUAACAAAGGAAAAAAAGAAAACAAGGAAACAAAUGAGAAAAUGAAUGCGAAGAACAAGGAAUCCUUGCUUGAGGAGAGUUUCUGUGGAACAUCCGUCAUUGUGCCAGAACUCGAGGGAGCUCUGUAUUUGAAAGAAGAUGGGAAGAAAUCCUGGAAAAGGCGCUAUUUUCUUUUACGAGCUUCUGGAAUUUAUUAUGUCCCCAAAGGAAAGACUAAGACAUCUCGAGAUCUGGCCUGUUUUAUACAGUUUGAAAAUGUCAACAUUUACUAUGGGAUUCAGUGUAAAAUGAAAUACAAAGCACCCACUGACUACUGCUUUGUUCUAAAGCAUCCCCAGAUUCAGAAGGAGUCCCAGUAUAUCAAGUAUCUGUGCUGUGAUGAUGCCAGAGCGCUAAGCCAGUGGGUCACGGGAAUCAGGAUCGCCAAGUAUGGGAAGACGCUCUAUGAUAACUAUCAGCGGGCCAUGGCCAGGGCAGGGCUUGCCUCUCGGUGGACCAACCUGGGCACAGUCAACGCAGGGCCACCAGCCCCGCCUUCCACAGGAGUUAAAACAGGCACCACCCAAGCCAAUGGUCAGCUCCCCCAGGCAACACAGUCUAUGAAUACUGCUCUCGGAGAAGACUGGAGACAGCUUGAAACAACCAAGGACAAGAAGCCCGGCCCCGGCCUCGGCAGCCACGACCCCGGAGUGCCCAGGGUCCAGCCCCUUCCCAAGUCCAGCCUGCCUCCGCCCCCUCCUCCCGUGCGCCGGUCCUCGGACGUGGGCGGUGGCAGCCCCGGGACGCCCCCCAAGGCCAAGGGCGCGGCCGCUCGCUUCCCCGCCCCGCCCGACGACCUCCUGCCGCCGCCCCCGCCGCCGCCGCCGCCCCUGCAGGACGACGAACUCCCCCCGCCACCCCCCGAUUUUAACGACGCGCCCCCGGACUUCGUGCCGCCGCCGCCACCCCCACCCGCCCUCGCCCCCGAAUCCGUGAGGACGCCCCCGGUUGUCGUCAAAAGGCCGCCGCCUCCGCCAAAGAGGCAGGAAAACCCAGGACCACCGGGCGGGGGAGGCGGGGAGCAAGAUUUCAUGUCGGAUCUCAUGAAAGCUUUGCAGAAAAAGAGAGGCAACGUGUCCUAAAGGGAAGCUUAGAAAUACCUUUGGGUGAUGGGCGUAACAUUGUUAACCUGAAGUGCAUUUUUGCUAGUUUGUUUCCAUGACAUCUUGUUCAUUUUAGAUACAGUAUUGACGUAUUCAGACUGGAAAUGCAAAUGUAAACUCCCAGUUGCUCAAGUACAUUAGUAAUCCUUAACCUGCACAGAAUUGAGACUAUCUACGUCAAUGUACGUUAUCUUUUCUGUGUAUUUACAUCUCGAUAGAUUUUUGUCUUCCGUUUUUGUUCUGAACCAUCAAAUUAAUAAAAGUUUAAAAUGUUUUAUCUGAAAA